CAAACUCAAGCCUGAAGUUUCUGCGUGUCAGUACAAAAAACCAAGACAUAUGCACACAUACAUAAAGAAUCUGUAGAAAUAUAUAGAGUUGUUUUUCUCUGUCAAAAUUAGAGUCUUUAAAAAAAUCAUAAACAAUUCUAAAAAUGGUGUGUGAGUAACCGUGUUUUAACUUACUCUUUGAAUCUUUCUUCCUGUCUUGUUCUUUUAUUUUUGUAUAUGGAAGAUCAGCAAGUGUUUCUUCCAUGGACAAAAUUCUGGAAUAAAUCCUCUUGUUGUGUUGCUUCUCAUCACAGUACAAGACAACCCCAAUACAUACAAACACACAGUCAAUGCUAACAGAAGAAACAGUCAGGAAAGGACAUUCCAAAACCAUGGCUACUUCAAAUUCAAUCAUUUUCAAAUUUGUAUCUUUCUUGCUUCUUGUUUCUUCAUUUACUACUGUUGUCUCUGAGCAUAAUACUCUGCCCGCAAAUCAAACUUUCCGGCCACGGCAAGAAUUGUUGAAACUCAAGAGGAUAAGGGCUCACCUCAAGAAAAUCAACAAGCCUCCAGUCAAAACAAUUAAGAGUCCAGAUGGGGAUCUAAUAGAUUGUGUGUUAUCUCAUCUUCAACCAGCUUUUGACCAUCCUCAGCUCAAGGGAAUGAAGCCAUGGGAACCUCCAAAGAGGCCUAAAGCUAAUAACACCAUGAAUGAAAUGGCAGAAAGCUUACAACUUUGGACAGUUUCUGGAGAAUCAUGCCCUGAAGGAACUGUUCCAAUUAGAAGAACAACAGAGAAAGAUGUUGUGAGAACUAGCUUAAGAAGAUUUGGUAGAAAAAUUAGAAGAGGUGUAAGGCAUGACACGUUGAGCAAUGGUCAUGAGCAUGCGGUAGCUUUCGUUAAUGGAGAUCAAUAUUAUGGAGCAAAGGCAAGCAUUAAUGUUUGGACACCUAGAGUUACUGACCAAUAUGAAUUCAGUCUGUCCCAGCUAUGGGUCAUCUCUGGCACAUUUGGCCAUGAUCUUAAUACCAUUGAAGCUGGUUGGCAGGUCAGCCCAGAACUAUAUGGAGACAACUAUCCUAGGUUCUUCACUUAUUGGACGACGGAUGCAUACCAAGCUACAGGAUGUUACAACUUAUUAUGCUCAGGUUUCGUUCAAACAAACACCAGAAUUGCAAUGGGGGCAGCAAUAUCUCCAAGAUCAUCUGUCAAUGGUAGACAAUUUGAUAUUGGCAUAAUGAUAUGGAAGGAUCCAAAGCAUGGACACUGGUGGCUAGAAUUCGGGUCAGGUCUAUUAGUUGGGUACUGGCCAGAUUUGUUGUUCAGCCAUCUGAGAGGCCAUGCAAGCAUGAUACAAUUUGGAGGAGAAAUAGUGAACUCAAGAUCAACUGGAUAUCACACUUCAACACAAAUGGGAAGUGGACAUUUUGCUGAUGAAGGCUUUGGCAAGGCUUCUUAUUUCAGAAAUUUGCAAGUAGUUGAUUGGGAUAAUAACUUAAUUCCUAUGUCAAAUCUUCAUCUUUUAGCUGACCAUCCAAAUUGCUAUGACAUUAGAGCCGGAAAAAAUAAUGUUUGGGGUAAUUAUUUUUACUAUGGUGGUCCUGGAAGAAAUUCAAGGUGCCCUUAAAGAAAAAAGAAAAAAGUGUGCAAUUAAUUUCAUUUUGGUCUUGUAGAGUGUCUUAUUUUUUUUUCCUACUCUUUUUUUAACCACUUUAGUUCUUUGUGUCCCUAUUUUGACCUAGGAUUUAGAAGGUUUGGGUCAUUUCUAGAUUCUUUCAUAUAACAAACUUGCUUUGCUCAAUUUGAUCUUCAUGAGUCUUAUGUAAAUUUUUGGUAAGAAGUUGAUAUUAUUUGAUUUAUAA
This is a messenger RNA of Lycium barbarum (goji berry), 1842 nucleotides long. Its product is annotated as protein neprosin-like. Lineage: Eukaryota; Viridiplantae; Streptophyta; Magnoliopsida; Solanales; Solanaceae. The transcript has 7 exons. The record is from RefSeq and is a predicted model, not a curated record. Bases 330 to 1607 code for a protein of 425 amino acids.